GCGCAAUCUCGAAAGGUGUUCGAGUAGUUCACUGCGUACUUGCAUUGCUCACUUGCUCCUGCCAUGAAGCGUAUUACUGCGCUGAUUGCCGUCGCCGGGGCCGCCAUGGCCUCGCGCAACGAAUCGUCCGCGUCUCGCGGACUCCAAACGACGACCGCGCCGUUCUGCUGGCUCAACUCGUAUCCCCGUGGCGUUGGCAAAGUACCCAGCUCGUGCGCGGCAGGCCAAGAGCGAAUUGGACUGUUGUGCUACCCGAAUUGUCCUCCUGGCAUGUCUCGUAAGGGCCUGGACUGCCACUCGAACUGCCCCGAAGGCUUAGAGGACCAAGGCCUCUUUUGCCGCAAGAAGGAAUACGGCCGAGGCGUUGGCUUCCCUUGGAAGUAUGGCGACGGUCUCAGUGACCACGGCAUGUUCGAACGUUGUGAAGCAGCCCACGGCACCGGCAACUGCGAGAAAUACGGCCUUAUUGUGUACCCGAAAUGCGAAGAGGGGUACACCGCCUUUGGCUGCAGCACUUGCCGCCCCAAGCCACCAAACUGCCAGGAGUAUGGACUGGCCGGCCGUUUCGACCUGUCUUGUGCAAAGAAAGUUGUCAUCGGGGAUCCCGAGUUGGGAACGUGUGCGUCGGGCGAAGAGCGAGACGCUGGACUGUGCUACAAGCAGUGCAAGACAGGCUUCUCUGGCGUCGGACCGGUCUGCUGGGGCCCUCCCCCGUCUGGUUGGGUCCGAUGUGGCAUGGGAGCCGCCACGACCUCGACUCAAUGUGCCGAAAUCAUGGUAGACCAGAUCAUGUCGGUCGGCGAGAUGGUGCUCAAUGUUUGCACGGCGUUCUCGUCAAGCUCAGCUAAGGCGCUCCAGGCCCCGGUCGACUCGGAGAUCUUGGCCAAGCUCAAGAACGGCUGGAAAUCCAUCAAGUCCAAGCCUGAAGUUAAAAACGCCAUCAAAGCGUACGAAAACGCGGACCGUGUCAAGACAGGCUAUGAGGCCAUCGAGGACCUUGAAGAGGCCCGCACGGCGGAAGACUACGUCCGCUUUGCUGCGACGAUCGCAUCUAUUUUAGAUCCCACUGGCAUGGCGGGGGUGAUUGCCGCGUACACGUACUCGACGUGCGACAAAGUUGCCCCCCCAGACAACUGCAUCCUCGACGAUUAG
This is a messenger RNA of Aphanomyces invadans, 1152 nucleotides long. RefSeq lists its product as hypothetical. The coding region runs from base 64 to 1152 and encodes 362 amino acids. Lineage: Eukaryota; Oomycota; Saprolegniomycetes; Saprolegniales; Verrucalvaceae. The record is from RefSeq and is a predicted model, not a curated record. The transcript has a single exon.